Lampris incognitus (smalleye Pacific opah) is the source of this 3278-nucleotide messenger RNA. RefSeq names its product sorting nexin-9-like. Gene Ontology annotation, biological process: plasma membrane tubulation; cleavage furrow formation; endosomal transport. The record is from RefSeq and is a predicted model, not a curated record. Gene Ontology annotation, cellular component: plasma membrane; cytoplasmic vesicle. Bases 484 to 2160 code for a protein of 558 amino acids. Gene Ontology annotation, molecular function: protein binding; phosphatidylinositol binding. Lineage: Eukaryota; Metazoa; Chordata; Actinopteri; Lampriformes; Lampridae. The transcript has 18 exons.
CCCUGACAGCGGGGACGGGGAGGGAGGGAGGCCCUGACAGCGGACGGGGACGGGGAGGGAGAAACAGCGCAGGGGAGAUGGUGGGGACGUGCGCCUGAAACGGAGUGAAACAGAAAACGCCCAUACUCCUGCAGACUCCCUGCUCCUUUUCCGGGUUCUCCUCCCCUCCCAUUUGUCCAAGCAGCCCCAAACCGGAGGGAGGUUUCCCACAGCGAAGCGCCGAGGGGGGAAAGCUGCGGCGUCAAAACCGAGGACACUCCCCGAAUCCUCCCUAAAAAAAACAAACAAAAAAAACAAAAACACACGAAGUGGCGUUAGCGACGGGAUCGCGUCUGCAGGGUCUGGAGGGUCUGGAGGGUCUUCAGCAGGAGGGAGAGCGCGACUUCACCGCGGCUCGUCCGCGCUCGGGCGUUUGUUUACACAGCCGGCGCUCGCGCGCAGCGGCCCGGCGAGGGGGACUACGCCGGGUCUACGCACAACGACAUGGCUCAGAAGGCGCUGGUGUUGUAUGACUUCACGGCUGAACCUGGAAACAACGAACUGACAGUCAGAGAGGGAGAAACCAUCACAGUCACCAAUCAGAGUGUUGGAGGAGGUUGGAUUGAAGCCCAGAACUCCAGAGGACAAACUGGACUUGUACCAGAAGACUAUCUACAGCUCAACAGUGCAGGAGCAGCCUCAUCUUACCCUGACGCUUUCAGCACAGCAGCUGCCAGCAAUACACACUCACAGAUUGCCAACGGUGUUGACCCGUGGUCAGUAGGUGGAGCUUAUAAAACUGACAAAGCAGGGGGAUGGGACACACAAGGAUACACACAGACUCAACAAGUAGGUGGUGGUGAGGAUGAUGAUGAUGAUGAUGGCGAGUGGGAUGAAGAGUGGGACGACCAAUCCUCAGUGGGGGGCUAUGCUGCUGAUCCCCCCGGAGAGGAAGAGGGCGGGGCCACGGGACGCAACACACACGCCCCCUCAAUGAAGAUCUCACUCAACAAGUUUCCGUUUUCCAAGACCCCGAACCCAGAGGUGUUCCUACUGGCUAAACUCCCACCGAGAGGCAAAGACAGACUGCCUGUAUAUCCAGGAGAAGUGGGCCCGGUCUGGUUAUACCCCCAGAACCCCCUGGAUUGUGCUGUCGCCGACCCAAAGAAAGGCUCCAAGAUGUACGGCCUGAAGAGCUACAUCGAGUACCAGGUCAUCCCAACUACGACCAGCAGACCUGUCAAUCAUCGAUACAAGCAUUUUGAUUGGCUGUAUGAGCGGCUGCUGGAGAAGUUUGGGUCGGCCAUCCCCAUUCCCUGCCUACCGGACAAGCAGGUCACAGGUCGUUUUGAGGAGGAGUUUAUCAGGAUGAGGAUGGAGAGAUUACAGGCAUGGAUGAGCAGAAUGUGUCGUCAUCCUGUCGUCUCCAACAGCGACGUCUUCCAGCUCUUCCUCACUUACAGAGACGAGAAGGAGUGGAAGGCAGGGAAGAGGACAGCUGAGAAGGAUGAGACAGUCGGUCCCAUGAUCUUCUCUGUCAUUGACCCCGAAGGCCCCGACCUGGACCCUGCAGAGGUAGAACACAAGUGUGAACAGUACAGCAAGUUUACCAGGUCCAUGGAUGAUGGAGUCAAAGACCUGCUGAACGUUGGACACACACACUGGAAACGCUGCACAGGCCCACUUCCUAAGGAGUACCAGCGAAUAGGAAAGGCCUUCCUGAAUCUUUCAGCAGUUUUCAACACCAGCGGAUACCAAGGGGAGACGACUUUAACAGACGCCCUCACAGCUGCUGGUAAAAUCUACGAGGAGAUAGCACAGAUAGUGGCAGAGCAGCCCAAAAAAGACCUGCACCACCUCCUGGAGACCAACAAUGAGUACAAAGGCAUUCUGGGAUGUUUCCCCGACACCAUUGCAGUCCACAAGGCUGCUAUAGAAAAGGUGAAAGAGGGAGAUAAGUUGGUCACAGCAGGAAAAAUCAGCUCUCAGGAGAAAACCACCAUGACCAAACGGAUCAGUACCAUGUCUUACAGUCUGCAGGCGGAGAUGAAUCAUUUCCAUAGCAACCGCAUCUAUGACUACAACAGGGUGAUGCAGCUGUACCUGGAGGAGCAGAUCAAAUUCUAUGAGCUGAUCGCUGAGAAGCUGAGACAAGCUCUGGGUCAAUUCACCACACUGUGAAGAGGAACACGCCGACACAGCGACAUACACACACACACACACACACGUGGACACAUAUACAGUUGUUUUAAUCCUUAACCACACACUCAUUACUCCCUUUAUGUUUUAUUUACACUUAUUUUGCAUACGCAGACAGACUCACAUACUCUUCUCCAUCCGGUGAGUGUGUGGACCAGCCCCUGUGUGUUCUCCAUGUAGCGACCCGGUUCUGUCUCAUGCAGCUGCCCAUACUCCGGUCUGCAGACCCCAGCCAGCGUCCCGGGUGAUGUGAGGUGGGAUUCGACACCAGGAGUAGAUUCGUUUUCACCGCUGUGUCGUCAAGGACUGGACAGUGACAGGAGAGAGAGCCGUGACUUUCAGGACUAAUGUUACAUGUAAAAUACAAACACCUCCAUAAUGCUGUUCACUGUACUCACAAUAUACACAUUUCGCUGUUUGUCUGAGAUACAGAGUCAGCCCUGCGCUGUUGUAUAUGAAGCGAAGUUAAUGCAGAUAUUAUUUGUAUGUGUGUUUCAAAGACUUGCAAAUGUGAAAGUUUUAAGAAGAGAAAAAAAGAAUUAGUAGAUGCAGCAAAGCAAAAUGUGAAAGCACAUACUCAAAAAGGAAGCCGUUAGAUCUUCUCUUGUGGGUGCAACAUGACAUAGAGAUCCAACAAGCCCACCAGGAGUCAGCUGAGAAAAAAAAAGACCCAUGUGUAAAGGGUAAGUUCAUUUUGGGGAAUUUUGGGUGUCCGGGUGGCGUAGCGUCUAUUCCGUUGUCUACCAACACGGGGAUCGCCGGAUCGAAUCCCCAUGUUACCUACAGACACAAUUGGCCGUAUCUGCAGGUGGGAAGCCGGAUGUGGGUAUGUGUCCUGGUCGCUGCACUAGCGCGUCCUCUGGUCGGUCGGGGCGCCUGUUCGGGGGGGAGGUGGAACUGGGGGGGAAUAGCGUGAUCCUCCCACGUGCUACGUCCCCCUGGUGAAACUCCUCACUGUCAGGUGAAAAGAAGCAGCUGGCGAUUCCACAUGUAUCAGAGGAGGCAUGUGGUAGGUAGUCUGCAGCCCUCCCUGGAUCGGCAGAGGGGGUGGCGUAGCGACCAGGACGGCUUGGAAGAGUGGGGUAAUUGACCGGAUACAA